AUGCCCAGUCCAGUUAAGAAGAGGAAGCUCAACAAUGGUACCAAGCCUGGACUUUCGGAGCCCAAGGGGCUCGAGUACUUCUUUUCCAAACAGAAGAAGAGUGACAUACACACUGAGAUUCCAGUUGACGAUGGAGAACCGAGUGGUAUCUCUACCCAGCUUACGGACGAGGAACUGGCUCGCAAGCUGCAGGCCGAAUUCGACCGAGAGGUGACGCGAGAAACCUGGUCCGGAUCCCAAAGCGAAACGGGUGCUAAGGAGGAUCGUUCAAAUUUGUCAAGUCAAGGUCCUGAAUUACAUGAAAAGCCAAAAUCUGUGACCAGUCCUGCUUUGAUACAGCAGGAAGAAGCGGCGCGAUCGACGGCCGGGAAGCCGGACACUAUUCUCACACUUCAAUCCACUGGCACGGCCGAAGAUAUCCUCACUUCCUCUCUCCCGCUUGAUGAAUCGCCACUUUCCUUUGAGCCGUCAAAAUAUAUACCGCAAUUGGUACAGGCUUGGUCGAGUUUGGACGGACAUGCGUCGUAUGGCUUGCUCACCCGCUGCUUUGUGUUGGUUGGUGCGACGACGAGUCGCAUCAAAAUCGUGGACACUCUUGUUAAUUGUUUGAGACUGCUAAUUGAAGGAGAUCCUUCGAGUCUGCUGCCAGCCGUUUGGCUUGCUACCAACUCAAUAUCUCCGCCAUAUAAGUCUUUGGAACUCGGUCUAGGAGGGUCGGCCAUCUCCAAAGCCCUUAGAAAAGUAUGCGGUCUUGACAAUCGGACAUUGAAAGCCAUAUACGACAAGCACGGUGACGCUGGAGAUGUCGCUUUCGAGGCCAAGAAGAAGCAAAGCUUCACACUCCGAAAACCAAAGCCACUCACCAUCAAGGAUGUCUAUCAGUCAUUGACCAAGAUUGCCACAACCCAAGGGCAAGGAAGCAAUGAAGCGAAGCAACGCAUUGUGGAUCGAAUGCUUCAAGAUGCGAGAGGAGGCGAAGAGAGCCGAUUCAUCGUUCGGACACUGUGCCAACAUCUGAGAAUCGGCGCCGUCAAAACAACCAUGCUCAUUGCGCUCUCAAGGGCAUUCUUGCUAUCUCGACCACCUGGGGCCGACUUCCAACUGCAGCCAACUUCUGAACUUGCCAAGUUAAAGAAGGAGGAACUAGCUGAAGUCUGGAGCAGACCCGAGGAGCUUGUCAAGGCCUGCUUUGCAAAACGACCCAACUACAACGACAUCAUCCCGGUACUUCUAGAGAUUGGCGUGACGGAGGAGUUGCUGGUUCGCUGUGGCUUAACCCUCCACAUCCCGCUGCGGCCAAUGCUGGGAAGCAUCACACGGGACUUGUCGGAGAUGCUGACCAAACUUCAAGGGCGUGACUUCGCUUGCGAGUUUAAAUACGACGGGCAAAGAGCGCAGGUGCAUUGCGACGAGAAGGGCACCGUGUCCAUCUUUUCCCGGCAUCUGGAACUCAUGACGGAAAAGUAUCCCGAUCUCGUCGAAUUGGUGCCCACGAUUCGAGGCUCGGGCGUCAGCAGCUUCAUCAUGGAAGGCGAAGUCGUCGCCAUUGAUCGAGAAUCCGGUGAUCUCAAAAAUUUUCAGACACUCACAAAUCGCGCACGAAAAGAUGUCGCCAUCGGAAGCAUCAAGAUCGAUGUAUGCUUCUUCGCAUUUGAUCUCAUGUAUCUCAACGGACAGCCCCUCCUCGAUCGUCCCUUUCGGGAGCGAAGAGAACUGCUGCGCUCCUUGUUUAUCGAGGUUCCUCACCGUUUUACUUGGGUGAGGAGCCUCGAUGCUACAUCGGGAGAUUCCGAAAAUGUCUUGGAGUUCUUCAAGUCGGCCACGGAGAGCAAAUGCGAAGGCAUCAUGGUCAAGAUCCUUGACAACUUGUCCGUGCCCGACGUACUCUGCGCCGGAGAUGCAGAAGUUCGGCUAGCUGCAGACGGAGAGAAACUGCUGCUGCCCAAAUCGAGGUCCAAGUCGAAGAAGAGUAACAUAGCAGCGGCAGCCACAGGAGAAGGCGAAGAAAAGAGAGUGAAGGGUCGGCGAAAAGCCCUCCUAGCCACGUAUGAGCCCGACAAACGGCUUGACGCAUGGCUAAAGGUGAAAAAAGAUUACAACUCCUGCUUUGAAACAUUGGAUCUGAUACCUGUGGCUGGCUGGCAUGGACAAGGGCGGAAGGCGAAGUGGUGGUCACCCAUACUGCUCGCCGUGCGUAAUGAGGAGAGUGGCAUGCUCGAAGUUGUCUGCAAAUGCAUCUCCGGCUUCACCGACGCCUUCUACAAGGCAAACAAGGAGUUUUACGAUGAUGGCAAGGUAAGCGGGGAGUGCAAAAACACUCGAACGCUGAAGCCGAGUUAUGUCGAGUAUACCGGCCCCGGUCCCGAUGUGUGGUUCGAGCCACAGGAAGUCUGGGAAACAGCGUUUGCCGAUAUUACACUGAGCCCAACCUACAGGGCGGCAAUUGGCCUCGUAAGCGACGAGCGAGGCCUGAGCUUGAGAUUUCCCCGGUUCCUGAAAAGGAGGGAGGAUAAAGGUAUCGAUGAAGCUAGCACGAACGAAUUUCUAGCUCGCUUGUGGAGGAAGCAGGAGGCCAGGGCAACGACUGACGGGCAGACAAAGGUGGAAGCGGACGAUGACAUUGACGAAGAAUGA
Molecule: messenger RNA, 2634 nt
Organism: Drechmeria coniospora
Lineage: Eukaryota; Fungi; Ascomycota; Sordariomycetes; Hypocreales; Ophiocordycipitaceae
Product: DNA ligase I
Exons: 3
Coding region: 1-2634 (877 amino acids)
Biological process (GO): DNA biosynthetic process; mitochondrial DNA repair; DNA recombination
Cellular component (GO): DNA ligase III-XRCC1 complex
Molecular function (GO): ATP binding; DNA ligase (ATP) activity; DNA binding
Source: RefSeq, a predicted model, not a curated record